Molecule: messenger RNA, 7613 nt
Organism: Doryrhamphus excisus (bluestripe pipefish)
Lineage: Eukaryota; Metazoa; Chordata; Actinopteri; Syngnathiformes; Syngnathidae
Product: trinucleotide repeat-containing gene 6B protein-like
Biological process (GO): miRNA-mediated post-transcriptional gene silencing; positive regulation of nuclear-transcribed mRNA poly(A) tail shortening
Cellular component (GO): P-body; nucleoplasm
Molecular function (GO): nucleic acid binding
Source: RefSeq, a predicted model, not a curated record
UAGUGAAAUGUUACGCUGGUUGGCUAAACCGCCACACAGAAGCAAAAUGGCCGAUAGUAAACUAACAGAUCACACAGCGUCUGUCAGUCACCUAGGGGUUGCCUGUGUCUUGUUUACAGCCUGAAAACCACAGUCGAGUGCAAAAGGAUAGCAGGCUUUCAGCAAUUCUCUUUACAUUAACGUUUCGGCGAUGUCAUUUCUUAUCCAACUUAGCCUUGAAAGCCUCGAAGAACAAGCUCGCUAAGCUAGCUACCUUGCUAGCCGAAGGUCUGCGAGCAGUUGUUUUUUUUUUUUUUUUUUGCACAGACGCACUUUAUUUCCGAUGUGAUUCCCGAGACAGGAGAAUCAGGGAAGGGAACAGCAGUUAAUGGAAGACAAAAAAAAGAAGAAAGACGAUAAAAAGAAAAAGGAAACCUCUCAGAAGGUGGCAGAGCAGAAAAUCAACGUGCCAGAAUCAACCAAGCCGUCUGGUUCACAGCAACUCUCCACCCCAGCCUCAGCCUCCCCCAACCCUGGCCCUAGUGCCCCGUCCUCCCCCAGUCCCGGUGCCACUGGGCUUUCUGCACCUGUUCCUCCUGGUGGCGGGAACAAUGCAAAGCAGCGGACUGCUGUGGCCAACGGACAGCCCUCCUCCCCGCCUGGAAACCAGAGCGCCCAGCAGCCGCGAUACAUGUCCAGAGAGGUUCCACCCAGAUUUCGCUGCCAGCAGGACCAUAAAGUGCUACUGAAGAGGGGGCAGCCGCCACUGUCCUCCAUGCUGCUUGGCGGAGGCGGGGGAGACGAUGGCACUGGUGGGGGCGGGGUCGGGGGUGGCUGGGGAGCCGCACCACCCUUUUCCGGCCAAGACACAGAAAACUCCAAUGCAAUCGCAGACGCGGAGUCAAACCUGGGUUCCUCCUCUCCUUCACCAACCGACACGUCAUCCUCAUGCGUGACCGGUCUCCUGUCGUCUUCAUCUUCUACCACUUCAGCUUAUGCAAAUUCCACAUGGGGGGCGGGAUCUCUCAGCCUGCCCCCCUCUCAGGGUUGUGACAAGAUCAUCGUGGAUGGGACUGAUCUGGACAACUGGCCCAGCAUCCGAGGCUCAGCCAAAUUGAGUUCUGAUGGAUCCGAAGGCGGGACGCAGGAGCAAGACCACCCUGGUAACAAAAACAGUAGUGCCUCAUGUAGUGAAAGAAACAUCCAGCAGAGAGGAGGAGGAGCCGUCGGGGGGGCGGGGAAAGAGGACAGUCCCUCCCGACCGUGUUCUUCUCCUUCUUCCUCCUCUUCAUCACAAAAUGAAUGUGUUCCGCCAGGAGGUGGCAUAUGGAGCUCUUCCACCACCUCUCAGGUGGAGGCAGGAUUUGGGUCAGCAGCAUUUUGUAAUUCCAAAGUCUCCAGUCUGCUUCCCGGGCCUGAAGAGAGUCCCGCGGAUAGCAGCAGCAGUCUCCCCGGUGCCAUUUUAAACCCCAAUGUGAACCCCUCCGCCUGGCCAGCGCUGGUACCGGGGGAGGCAUCGACUUCGACAACUUGCAGCCGUCCUCCGCACUUGUCCUCGUUUCCCGUCGGCACCGCCUCACUCGCUCUUGAGCUCACAGAGACCGCAAAAGUCGCCGUGACCGGAGAACCGCAGGAGUCCUUGGAAAACCCAAGUUCAGGUGGAGGACCACAGGAAGCGGGACCAGGACCAAAAAAAGAUGUCGACGAGAGGGAUGCGGAGUCUAACAUCAAAGGAGAAGGGAAUGGGAAUAACGCUGGCUCUUUGUCUUCCUCCGGUGCCUCUUCCUCAUGGAGAUCUUUACCUGCUGUGUCCUCUGCCCACAGAACAGGUGCCUCGGAGGAAGAUCAGUGGGGAGGAGGAGAGACUCGAGCCCACGGGCAGGAAGGCAAUCUGUGGGGCUUUGGUAACCAGGGUGACAAUACAGGGUGCGGAAGAGGAAGAGGUGAUGUUGGCUCCGACAUCCAAACGGUAUCUCAGGGAGUGUGGGAAGACAGGAGUUCGGAAACGGAGUGUGGCGACGUAGCCGAAUGUGUAAGUUCAAGUAACUUAGCAAUAGCAAGCGGACGAGGAGGAGGUGGCGGCGGCAACGGUGGCGGCAGUGGGGGUGGAGCCCGCGAAGGUGGCGGAGGCGGUGCUUUGCCGGACUCUGCUUCACCAAAGUUUGCAACUAUGGAAAAUGCUUGGGACAAUCAGAAAGCGCUAGAAAGUGGCGACGGGGUAGAGCAACAAGAAGAAGGCCCUGGAGGCGAAGGACCUUCCUCCUCCAAUGUAGAUGGAGCUGAAAGUGGUGGCGAAGGGAGUGCUAGUGGGCGGGGCAAGACGGAUGGAGUCCAGUCUGUGCUCCACCACUCGCAGCAGACCUCCAACGCUGAAGUGGCCUUACUCGGCAUGCUCAAUCGAUCCGACCUGGAUCCCAGGGUUCUGUCCAACACGGGAUGGGGACAGACGCAGAUUCGUCAGAAUGUGGCCUGGGAUCUGGCCACAGGAGCGGGAAACAGAAAUGUAAAAAGUUCCUCUUCCGCGUUCUCAUCAGGAACAAUGAACACCGAUAGUCGCAGUUCCGGGUACGUGUCCAAUUCCAGGGCCGUUACUAAUGACCAGUCUGCCAGCAGCCACACUGACAGCAUGAGCUCUGGUCCUGCUUCGGGGAGGGACUCAUGGGAUGGCGGUUCUACACAUGCCACUUGUAGUCCUCCCAUGUCGGAUGGCAUGACACACAAGCCGGGAAUGCCUGCUGUGGAUGAGAGUAAAGGAAAGGCAGCUCGCGGUUGGGGUGAUCUUCCACCUGACAAUCAGGGCAAAGGAUGGACUGAAGAACGCUGCUGGGGGGACCACAGGGGAGGGAACUGGAGGGAUAAUGUGGAACACAGCAGCGGGUGGACAGUCGGUCCGGAAGACAAAGGGACAGGUGGAUGGAAGGGAGCCGAAAGAGGGACGGUCGGUGGUUGGGAAGGAGACUGGGUCCAGAAUGAUUGCAAACCCGGUGGUGGGUGGGGAGACGGGCGGAACAGACCUUCAUGGGGUAACCUGGAUGAAGGCGGAUCUCAACGGGGAGGUUGGGGAGGCGGAGACUCAUCCAAGUCCCACCAGGACUGGGGGAGUUCCAAGCACACAGCAGCGCAGACACCAAACAGCCAAGUGGCAACAAUAAAAAACCCAAAUCAGCAGCACCAAUCACAGGGCCAUCACCCGCCCGGGGGAAACGCCCAAGGAGGCUGGGAGAGCCGGUCUAAUGUUGUAGGGGGUGGUCCACCAUCCAAGACUCAAAACCAAAGUCCAGGCUGGAUCUCUGGCCCGAUUCCACAGAUUUCUGGGGAUGACUCCAUAGAGCCCAGCGGCUGGGAUGAGCCCACUACUCAGCCAAUCGGUCGCAAAAUGGAAAUCGAUGAUGGAACUUCAGCCUGGGGAGAUCCUACCCUUUACAGUGGCAAAAAUGUCAACUUGUGGGACAAAAAUAAUGCUCCGCCCGGCGAAAGCCACAGUCCGCAGGCCCCGACGCUGUCCGUGCAGCAGCCGCCGCCGAGACGACAGCAGGCUUUCCAACACAGGGACGCCAACUCCGGAAGUGCAGCAGUUGGUCCGGGCAUGUGGGGAGGGGCCACCCAAUCUGUCGAUAAUGGCGCAGCUACUUGGAACCAAGCAUCAGAUCCAGCUGCAGGAUGGGGAGACGCCGAGGACCCUGGCAAAAGAUCCGGCUGGGGGAACCUGUCCCCCAGCCCUGGUAAUCCAGGCACCAAGUCGAUGGAAACCUGGGGUGGAAAGGGAGAGGGCUCAAUGGCAGCCUCCCGCCAUCCCAGCUGGGAGGAGGAAGACGAUAGUGGGCCCGGGGUCUGGAAUAGCGCCGGCUCCCAAGGAAGUAGUUCCUCCUUCAACUCCGUGGGCUGGAGUCAUGGAGGCAGGAGAGGCAACAUCAAGGGGGGAACUGGAGACAGCUGGAUGAACCCGAUGUCACGGCAGUUUUCAAACAUGGGUCUUCUGGGUGACGACCCGAGCUUAGAUAAGAAGAUGGACGGCGACAAGCGGGGGAUGGCUGACUACAAUGGGGAGAUGAGGAGAGGCGGAAGAGGCGGAGGAGGUUACCGAAUGCCUAAUUCCAAAGACUUGAGUCCCGUUGACAUGGGCGCCUAUGGUGAAAAGAUGGGUAGCCAUGGAAUGUAUGUUGGCGGUGGUGGAGGGAUGCCUCAGCCGCGAGGGAUUCACCAGCCUAGCGUGCAUCCUAUGAACCCCUCUCAGGGGCUACGUGCUCAAGUGCCUCAUCCAUUCCUGUCUGCUCAGGUGCCGGGUCCAAUGCUGAAGCAGAUGCCGUCUCCUGGUGGCAGCAUGGUUGGGGGAGUAGGAGGUCUCGCUUCUGUCGGGGGGGCCGGGGGUGUCGGCGGAGGAGUGUUCUCUCAGAUUUCCCCGCAACAAUUAGCGGUGCUCAGUAACCUCUACCCCCACGUGCAGCAGUUCCAUCUGGCUUGUCAGCUCUUGCUACAACAACAACAGCAGCAACAGCAGCAGCAGCAGCAGCUACUGCAAAACCAGCGGAAGUUCCCCCAGCCACAGCCGCUACGACAACAGCCAGACCCACAGCAGCUGGCAAGGAUCGUGGCCAUCCUGCAGCAGCAAAGACACCAACACGGUGGGGCAGCGGGAGGGACCUCAAAGUUGUCUCCCUCUCACCGUGGAGGAGGUCUGGCUAACCAGCCAAUGGUUGACUCCUUUCCACAUCCUGGAGUGGGUGGCCCCGUAUCAGACCUUCAUUCUAAAAUGCAAGGGAUGUACUCCGGGUUAGCCCCAGGCGGUAACAUGUCAGGGUUGGAACUCGGAGGUCCCAUGAUGGGGGGCAUGAAGGACAUGGGAGGACAGCAGUCCCGCUUCAAAUGGAUGAUGGAGGGACAUUCCCCGGCUCCAUCUCCUCCCGACUCUAGCCUUCUCAAGAAUGGCUCCACAGAAAACUGGCAGCGCACCCCCGGGAGUAAAUUGGGGAACAAACCGUCCGCAUCCAGCUGGCCGCCAGAGUUCCAGCCGGGUGUGCCCUGGAACGGAAUCCAGAAUAGCGGCGAUCCAGAAUCUGACCCUUACAUGACCCCCAGUGGUGUUCUCGGCUCCCCUGGACCUCCGACACUCACUGAUUCCGACCAUCAGUUAUUACGAGACAACAUAGGGCCAAAUCCUGCCCUCAACACCUCGCUGCCUUCACCCGGUGCCUGGCCCUACAGUGCCUCAGACAGCCCGCUCAGCAAAGCACACAGUACAGGAAAGUACUCCGAAUACAAGCCCAGUUGGCCCCCAGAGCCCAUCGGACAAAACAAGUCGUGGAAGGCCAAUCGCAACAGUUCACAGCUGCCACGCCCCCCUCCCGGCCUAACCAAUCAGAAACAGGGCACACCUUCUCCUUGGGGAAGCGUAGGCCCGCGGAUAGCCCGGGGAUGGGGAGGGGGCGGAAUGAAUCAAGACUCCAGAUUCGGGCCAGGCACAGCUUGGAGCGAUGGUAUGGCAUCAAGAGCCAGUUCCUGGUUGCUGCUAAGCAACCUGACACCUCAGAUUGAUGGCUCUACACUUAAGACUAUCUGCAUGCAGCAUGGUCCCCUGCUCACCUUCCACCUUGGCCUUACCCAGGGCAGCGCUCUGAUUCGCUACAGUAGUCGUCACGAGGCAGCCAAGGCCCAGGGUGCACUGCACAUGUGCGUGCUGGGCAACACCACCAUCUUGGCCGAGUUCCUGAGUGAGGAGGAAGUGGCUCACUAUUUUGCACAUUGCCAGGCCGCGGGUGCCGACGGGACGGGCGCGGGAAAGGCGGCAUCCGCCGGCUCCUCCGGAACGGUCCCCGCUAUGACCCAAAGCGGGGCCAGCUCUCCAAGAGGCGAGGGGGCGGCAGUGAGCACAACCUCGGGUGGAGACGGCGGCGGCGGCGGCGUCGAAAGCGGGACAGGGGGUCAGAGCGGCGUGAUGCCCCCGGGCUCCGGCUGGCAGAGCCUCGACGGUACAGGUAGCUGUUCGGAAGCCUCCUCGGCCCAAGGACCCGGGCUGGGGAUUUUUUCCCAGUGGAGCACUAAUGGAGCAGGAGGAGUAGGGGGGGCAGAACCCGGGAGGUCUGGACUUUGGGGCGGCAUGUCGGCGGGAUACCACGGCAGCAGCCUGUGGGGGGCGCCGCAAAUGGAGGAAAGGCAACAAAUGGACAGCCCCGCUGCUUUGUUGCCAGGCGAUUUGCUGGGCGGGGGGGCCGAUUCCAUCUAAAAGAGCCUUCUCCUUUUUGCAGGUGUGGACACACUGAUACUGCAUACACUGGGAUUACACCUUGUACUCACUAUAGCACACCGACACAUUGACAUGAUAUGCAUAUAUUAAUGUUCCACACACAUAGACAUUGUUUGCAUAUCAUUGUGCUCACGCGUAAAGAAGAAAUGUGAGACGUGCUUACACACAUUCUUGUGGCCAGACUUAAGCUAUUAUAUAACUAAACGCAGGGACUGUUAGAUGUAUACAGCCUUUUUUUUUUUUUUUUUUCCACAGAUGAAGAUUUCAACUGCUUAGACUUGAAACCUGAAUGAGAAUGAAAAAGUCGGGCGGGUCUGAAAGACUCGACUAGACCGCGAUGUGCUUAGUAAAUAAGACUUUUGCACAGAUUUACAUUCACACACCAAAAGCGGACAAGCCUUUUGACAGACGGGCACUGUACACAGCAUUACCUUCAUUGUGUAAGAAUACCUAAAACUACUACAUGUGACAAGUGCAGUUUGUAUUCACGCACCCGGGACGAGUUGCGGGUGGGGUGGGGGGUUGGGGGUGGUCUGGGGGCAGUGACAUUAAUCCAAACACAUGCAAUCAGCUCUGAUUAACAGAACUGCAUCUUACUUACUGUGUAUGUCAAAUUUGUUUAUUUUUUUUCCAGUUUCUAUGUAAGGCUUUAAUUUUUGAAACAGUGAAAAAUAAUGAAAAUGUAAUUUUUUUUUUUGUUUUCAAAAUGCUGACCUCCUACUGUUUUAUCUCGCGCACUCUUUGUUAUUAUCUCUUAAAUAUGUUUGUUACUGUUGCAGUGCUAAAUGUUCAAUUGAGGCGUUGUUGCAUUUCUCCAUGUGUGGGUACUGUGUCCAGUAUCAUUCACACUAUAUGGACAUGUGUAUGAGUGGGACUGAGACCAAGUACGUGGAUUCAACCACCACUGUGUGCGUGUGCAUGUUACUACCUGUCAGAAAUGCAGGCCAGGCUGCUUACUAUACAGAAGGUCUAUACAAAUUGUUUUGUGUGUUCAUUAUACCUGCUGAAUAUGUUAAGAAUAUGGCACUAAUGCUUUUUUUUCCUCUUACUAGAAGUUGUUUGUUUUUGUAGUGGAGUUAUCUUUUUAUUGUCCAACUUGCAAUAAUUAAAAAAAAAAAAACAAGAACAUUUUAAUGACACAAGCGGAUAAAGGCAUAAGCGUUGGAAAACCUGGAAAUGCCAAAAUCUUAUCAAACUGUGUUGGAGCGGGUGGGAGGGGUGGGCUGGGUUGUUUACAACUGCAGAAAAAGAGUUACCAUAUGUUUUUAAUGUUCUGGUGUUGUGUAUUGUUUUAAAUUAAGACAGGCUUUCACACUCCUGUUCAGUGUUUUUGUUUUGAAAAUUUUACAAAGGAAAAUUUUAUUUAAAUGAGAACAAGAUUAAUAAAGAUGAA